GCUCAAUAAGCACUUCAAUGUAGAUAGCAUUGAAAAGUGAAAAACAAACAAACAAAUACUACUGAAUCCAAAUCACGCUUUAAAUGAUUUGAUCAAAAUGUAUUUGAUUGAUAUGUUUAUUGGUUGUAAUGAGUCAUGAGCUGCGCACAUCAGAGCAUGCUUUCCCGAAACUCCACCUCACUCACUAGUUGUGGUCGUUUCCCUUCUCAUUUCGAAGUCAUCAUGGGUUGUGCGUAAAUGUUUCACUUUCCAAUAAGUAUGGAUCCUAAUUAUUCUCUGCUAUGAUAUUUUCAUUGCCUUAUCAAAUACACUUCUUACAGCACUGAAUAACCCCAGGGAGGAUAAUACAGAAAAAAGAAAGGUUUUAUGGCGUCACAGACGAAAAACUACAGUUGCCAUGAGCGCCUCGACGUCUCUUACGGAUCUCCCACAACGUCUACGAUCAUGUUUACAGCCGGUGUUCUUGGGAAUGUAGUCGCUUUAAUUCUCUUGGAAGUACGGCGGAGGAAGCAAACCGCAUCCCUGUUCCAAGUCCUCGUCACAUCUUUGAUCAUUACAGACUUGCUGGGCACUUUCUCCGUCAGUCCUCUGGUGAUUACCGCGUAUUUGAGGAACGAGUCGUUGCUCGGGUUGAGCGGAAACUCAUUGGUUUGCGCGCACUUCGGUUACGCGAUGACAUUUUUCAGCAUUGUCACUCUGGCCAUUCUUCUCUCCAUGGCUGGGGAGCGCUGGCUAUCCAUAGGGCAUCCCUACUUCUACGAAAAGCGUUUGCGUAAACGUUGCGGGUACAUCGCCAUCACUGUCAUAUACCUGGUUGGCGCUCUUUUCUGUGUCACACCUUUCUUCGGGUUUGGGAAUUACGUUCAGCAUUGCCCGGGUACGUGGUGCUUUAUUGACAUGGACCCACCUGAGCAUAGAAACAAAGUGUUCAAUAUUAUCUACGCGUCGUGUUUGCUUGCCAUGAUUGUAUGUACGGUUUUGUGCAACGCGUCUGUCAUCUAUCAUCUUUUACUCAUGUAUCGAAGACGCAAAGCGAACCGAAGCUCUAUCCGACGCCUGAGGGGACAAAAGAGGCGUCGGUCAAUCACGAAGGAGGUAGAACAUCUGGUGCUGCUCGGGUUCAUGACAAUCGCCUUCGUCAUUUGUUCACUUCCUCUUGUGAUUCAAGUUUACAUUAACACCAUCUUCAACAGUGAAGGUCACAAAAAGGAUCUUAUAGCCCUUCUUUUUUUAUCGGCCAACCCCAUCAUAGACCCCUGGGUGUUCAUCAUCCUCAGUCCCCCAGUGCCUCGCCUGCUCUGGCACAAGAUGUGCAAGACUGCAAAGUCCAAACCCACUCAAGAGAAGCUCCCUAGCAUUCAACCUGCAUCGUGUCAGACAAGCCCACCUGAAGGUCCAGAAGUUGUCAAUUUGCUGAAAGUUUACAGGGGAAUUCCAGGAAAUGCUGGCUCCUGAUUCCUAAACCACUUUGAUUUUGUGGGAAGGAUUGUGGAGCUAUUGCUCAUCCAUAAAUUGUGGAUGCUAAAGAUCCUGGUCCAAGAGGUCCAGAGAUGUGCUGUCACUGGCAAUCAGAAACAGAUGGAUCCACCGUAUGCUGUGUGUGGUGUGGCACCCAUGUAUUGUGUAGAAUACAAAAGAUAAUAUUUUUUUAGCAAGGCAAACUUUGUUAUUAUUAUUUAUUGUCUUUAUUUAUGGAAAGUUUAAAAAAUAUCACAAGGAAAACUUUAUUUUUGAUUGCUAUGUUCUGUAAAUAAAUAGCCUACAUUUACAGAUUGACAUGAAGACCCAUCCUUCUUGUUUAAACUGCGUGGAAAUUCCUGUACUCUCUUUAUGUGUAAUUUUAUGCAUCAUCGCUUUUCAAGUAUGCGUUCCAUUGCAAAUAUUUACAGGACCAAUUCGUGUCACAGCAAGUCAAAGCUAAUUGAGAAAGAGCUUGCAUAAACAGCAAAACCAUAUUACAGCGGCAUGAUUAAUGACAGCCAUUUGUAGAGGGAAGUUGAACAGCAGAGUAAGGUAAAAAAAACACUUUAAUUUCCUCAAUAGAUAUUGGGCAUUCUGUUUCUUGAGCAACAUUUGAAAAAAUCCAUAAUUUGUUUAGCAAUUUAAAACCAUGUUUCAAGGUCAAGUUUCACCAAAAAAAAAAAAAGCCUUAUUAAAAGAGUCAGUUUUAAUAUUGUUUUAAAAUUGCCAGUAUGCAUCAUCAGACAUGACACCUCACCAUGACUACAUCAUUUUCUCACCCACAUAAAAUCCCAGAUGUGUAUGACUUUCUUUCUCCUGCUGAACACAAACAUAAUGUUUUUAGAAGAAUAUCUCAGCUCUGUUGGUCCAUACAAUGCAAGUGAAUGGGUGCCAGAACUUUAAAGGUGCAAAAAGUACAUAAAGGCAAUAUAUAAGUAAUCCAUACGAUUCCAGUGGUUUAAUUCAUGUCUUCAGAAUGAUUUGAUAGGUGUGGGUGAGAAACAGAUCAAUAUUUAAAUUUUGAUUAUAAAUUCUCCUCUCUGCCCAGCAGGUGGCGAUAUGCACGAAGAAUGUGAAUCGCUGAAAUCAAAAGAAGAAUGUGAAAGUGGAAAUUGAUAGGAAAAAAGGACAUACAUAUUGAUCUCACCAACACCUGUCAUAUCGCUUCUGAAGAUAUCACUGGAGUCUUAUGAAUUACCUUUAUGCUGCUUUUAUAUAAUUGUUGGACCUCUCGACACUAUUCACUUGCAUUGUAUAGAAGCUGAGAUAUUUUUCUAAAAACACUUUUUUUUUGUUGUGUUCAGCAGAAGAAAGAAACACGUCUGGGAUGGCAUGAGGGUAAGUAAAUGAUGAGAGAAUUUUCAUUUUUGGGUGAACUAUCCCUUUAAGUGGGUUUUACAACAUGUUUUGGUAAUCAGAACCAAUAUUCAGAACUGUGUAUUUGGAGAUAUGCCUGUAUGGCAUUUACAGAAUGUUUCUUAAACUUCACCAGCAUUGAACAGCUGGCAUUUAAUUUCCUAGUUUAUAGUAAAUUCCAUUACAAUGACACAUUCAGACAUCUUAAAAUGCAGAUCACUGUGUAUGUAGGCUCUACUGAUUAAUGACCUGAGAAAGCCUGCAGUUGCUCAAACUGCUGUGCUUUUCCCAUAAUACACAUAAGCUCGUGUGUAAAACACAUAUGGUUUUAGUUGCAUGUCAUUUCCUGAUUUGUAUCUAAUUCUUCCCUAAUGGUCUACAUCUUUGUGUUUUGUUUUAUUUUUAUUUGUAUAGUGCAUCUCAGACUUAUUAAAAAGUCAUGGAUGUCCUGUUGUUGACCUUUGUGGGCACAGGGCUUUGCCAAACUCUGGCAGGACAGGACAGAGUACAUGUGUUUAUUUAACGUGUGUUCCUUUAAUUGGACAUUUGGAAAAGGAGGGAGAGACGUCCUUAUAAGGCAAGACCUCAGGGAAACAUUUAGCUGUUCAUCUGGCCUUAUAUUAUACGUCUAUUCUUUGGUCGCUGUAAUGUAAUUUUCAGAGACUCCCAGAGCACAGUCAGAGAUAUGAUUUCUUUGAUGAAGGUAUAUGCCUGAAAUCCAUUUGCUGAUCUAGCUUUUAAAGCAAUUUGUCACAGAUGGAUUUUCUGUCCGGUGUAUUUUUCUUUGGUUAAAUUGUGCCGGUAUUAACUGCAUUUGGACAUCCAUACGUGCACGCUACAGAGGAUUUGCUUGGGUCCUGAAAUCUGGUAUAUAUAUAAAAAUAGAAGGUGAACGCGAACGAUUCAUCACUUAAAAGAUUUGUUGGUCCCAAUUUAAAUUAGGUGACUUUACUACAGUGGCAAGAAAAAGUAUGAGAACCCUUUGGAAUUAGCUGUAUUUAUGUAUAAAUUUAUCUUAAAAUCUAGUUUGAUCUUCACCUAAUUUACAAUAAUUAAAAAAACUGUCUGUUUUAACUCAAAACACACAAAUUAUUCUAUUGUUCUUGUGCAUAUUGAAUACAUCAUUGAAACAUUCAGUGUAGUUUUGAAUAAGUAUGUGAACCCCUAGUUUAAUGAAGUCAACAAAAGCUACUUAGAGUCAGUUGGCAAACCUGGCAUACAGUUAAUAAAAUGAGAUUGGAGGUGUGGGUUAGGGCUAAUUUGACUUAUAAAAAAGCUCUCAAAUAUUUUGAGUUUGCUAUUCACAAGAAUCAUCUGCUAAUGUGGACCAUGCCUUGUUAAAAGAGAUCUUAGAAGACCUAAAAUCAAGAAUUGUUGCUUUGCAUAAAGCUGGAAAGGGUUAAUAAUGUAUCUCGAAGGGCUUAGAAAUUUAUCUGUCCACAAUUACACACAUUUUCUAUAAAUGGAGAUAAUUUAGUACUGUGGCUACUCUCCCUAGAAGUGGCUAUCCAGACAAGAUGACUUAAAGUGUACACUUUAGAAUGCUCAAUGAGGUAAAAAAAAAAAAAAGAACCACAGAGUGACAGCUAAAGUCUUGGAGGAUUCAUUGGAACUAGUCUAAUCUAAUAUACUGAAAACAUUAAACAGUCAUUGUGUCCAUUGCAGGACACCACAAAGGAAGCCGCUGCUUUCCAACUAAACAUUGCUGCAUGACUGUAGUUUGCCAAAGACCACCUUGACUCUCCACAACACUACUGGGAUAAUGUUUUGGGGACUGAUGAAACUAAUGUUGAAAUGUUUGGGAAGAACUCUAAACACUACGUUUGCCGUAAAAAAAAAAAAAAGAAGAAGUGCAAUGCAUGCCUACCAGCAUGCAAAUAUAAUCCCAUUACAGUGAAGGGAUUAUCAUGAUUUGGGGCUGCUUUAGGGCCUGGACCACUUGCCAUCAUGGAGGGAAAAAUGAAUUCCCAAGUUUAUCAAGAUAUCCUACAGGAUAAUGUCAGGAGCUGACAUUAUCCUGUAGGAUAGUGCAGCUCAGUAGAAGUUAGGUGAUGCUGCAGGACAAUGACUCUAAACAUCGAAGUAAAUCGACUACAAUCGGCUUCAAAAAAUUCAAAUCCACCUUUUGGAGUGGCCUAGUCAGUGCACAGACCUUAUCCCAAUAGAGAUGCUGUGAAAUGACCUCAAGAGCUGUUCACAACAGACAUCCUAAAAUUAUGGCUGAGCUGAAGCAGUUCUGUAAAGAAGAAUGGUCCAAAAUUCCUUUUGAACAUUACACAGGUUUAAUGCCCGGCUACCAGAAAUGCUUAGCUGAGGUUCUUGCUGCCAAAGGUGGAUCGAUCAGUUGAUAAAUCCAAGGGUUCACUUACCUUUUCACAAAACUGUGAUUUUUUAUGGGAUGUGUUCAAUAAAGACAUGAAAGAUUAUAAAUGUUUUGGUGUUGUUAGCACAUUGUGCUUGUCUAUACUUGUGACUUUGAUGAAGAUGUGAUCACAUUUUACGACCAACUAAUGCAGUAAACCUGCAAAUUCCAAAGGGUUCACAUACUUUUUCCUUCCACUGUAUAUACUUAAGCAUUUGAUACAAUGUACUUAUAUAAUACUGUAUAUAAUAUAGUAGACAUGUGAACAAAUGGGUUAUGUCUCUGUUGUAUAUUUGUUUUAUUUAUUUCAUUUUUAUAGCUGUAAAAAAGCAAAUGAAUAAAUAAUAUUAGCAGUCCGGUUUGCCUAUAUGCACUGUUUGACUUCUCAGACAUUGUGUGUGUGUGUGUGUGUGUGUGUGUGUGUGUGUGUGAGCGUGUGAGCGUGUAUUUAUCACUUUGUGGGGACCAAAUGUCCCCAUAAGGAUAGUAAAACCCGAAAUUUUUGACCUUGUGGGGACAUUUUGUCGGUCCCCAUGAGGAAAACAGCUUAUAAAUCAUACUAAAUUAUGUUUUUUGAAAAUGUAAAAAUGCAGAAGGUUUUCUGUGAGGGUUAGGUUUAGGGGUAGGGUUAGGUUUAGGGGAUAGAAUAUAAAGUUUGUACAGUAUAAAAACCAUUAUGUCUAUGGAAAGUCCCCAUAAAACAUGGAAACACAACUGUGUGUGUGUGUGUGUGUGUGUGUGUGUGUGUGUGUGUGUGUGUGUGUGUGUGUGUGUGUGUGUGUGACAAGCGCUAAUGUAAACAGACUUGGCUAUGUGCAUCAGAUAAUCACGCUCGACAGCAUGUUUUCACUAUAAGUAUACAAGUUUAAACUGUUAUAGUUUGGCUACUGUUUCAGAAAACAAACAUAUUAUAUGCCUGAAGAGACUGCUUGAGUUGCUGUUUGUGUGAAUGAAAACCACAUCUGCACCUAAUCAGCAGACAUGGCUGCGUGGAUGGGAAGAUCAUGUUUAGAUAGGACGGCUGUGCAUAUACAAGGUGUUAACUGUUAUCAUGGUACUUUGGUGACAAUUAGGCUGUUUAUUACGUAAAAUAAACAUAUUAUGUGCGUAAAAAGUCUCUUUGAUGUUUUUAAUGUAAACAAAUGGCAACAUGCAUCAGAGGAAGAUCACGUUUGAUGUAUUGACUGUGUGUAGCUGUAAACUUUAAUCUUGGUACUUUGGUGAUGAGUUUGAUGUAUGUAUAUAAAAUAAACUUAUUCUGUGGUUAAAAGACUGUAUGAGUAACUGUUUGAGCGAAUAUAAAUUACAGACGCUUGGCCUGUGUCAAAAGUCGAUUUGAAUCUGGCAGCUUGUAACAUAACUGGCUGUUGCAGAAACAUAUAUGUGACGGUUAAUAACUGGGCUCCGUAGAGUACCGUCACACAUAUGUGUUUCUGCAACAGCCAGUUACAUUACAAGCUGCCAGAUUCAAAUCGACUUUCUAGCUGACAGGCUACACUGGUCAAGUGUCUGUAAUUUCUGUGGCGGUACAUAUAAAAGGGUUAACAUACC
Xyrauchen texanus (razorback sucker) is the source of this 6730-nucleotide messenger RNA. RefSeq names its product prostaglandin E2 receptor EP2 subtype-like. Lineage: Eukaryota; Metazoa; Chordata; Actinopteri; Cypriniformes; Catostomidae. Gene Ontology annotation, biological process: adenylate cyclase-activating G protein-coupled receptor signaling pathway; positive regulation of cytosolic calcium ion concentration; inflammatory response. The record is from RefSeq and is a predicted model, not a curated record. Gene Ontology annotation, molecular function: prostaglandin E receptor activity. The transcript has 2 exons. Bases 367 to 1455 code for a protein of 362 amino acids. Gene Ontology annotation, cellular component: plasma membrane.